Molecule: messenger RNA, 592 nt
Organism: Lolium perenne
Lineage: Eukaryota; Viridiplantae; Streptophyta; Magnoliopsida; Poales; Poaceae
Source: RefSeq, a predicted model, not a curated record
AGUCCCCAGCCCCAAGCUGAGUUUACAUGAGCAACACUCACAAACCAAAGCGAGAUACCGAGGAAAAAGAAUGGCGUGGAAAGCACUCCCAGCUCUGGUUCUCCUGGCCCUCGUCUGCGGCGAGCUUGUGAUCGGCGGCCAUGCCCAGACGACGUACAUCGGCCUCCCUAGGGGAGGAAUGCUGCCGCCACCCUACGGCAGGGGAGGAAUGCAACCACCGCCGUCGCCAUCAGAGUACACUGCUCCCGUCUCCGCGUCUGUGAAUGAUGGACCUGGACGGCUUCCAAGUGUGAAAGAAGACAAGGAGUACAUGAUCCACCGCGUGCCGGUGCACGACCGCGCGCGCCCGGUUCCCGUUCCGCCCACCGCCAAUUAGUGCGGCCGAGCUGGACCAACCCAGGACUAGAUAAAGGGAGCCAUGAAUCCCUAGUAGCAAGAACAAAUAAAUUGGGCGAAGUUCAUACUACUGCUUGCAGGAUAGUAGUCACCCUGUUUCUGUCGAUGGCAUAGAUGGAGAAGGCCGGAAAUGAUAUGAUAAAUGUAGCACCUGUUGGAAUCUUAAAGUGCUAUCAAGGAACAUAAGUUCACCCCA